GAUGUCCCGUUGUUACGUCUUCCCUUUUAUAUCCUCCCCUUUCAUCAGGAGUCCCCUCCACAGCUGCGAGUGUAACUCGAUUUAGAGUGAAACUAGGUGGUGAAGUGGUAGUGGUUAGGGGCGGUUUGGGAAAGGGCCACAGACAGAAUUUAUAGAUAUUUUGUAGCCAGUUGGGAAACCACGCCCCCUUCACUGUCCUGAUUGUACGUCGGAUUUCCCAUACACUCCUAGCGUUUGCUGCACCGGGGGAUGGAGUAAACGGAAAAGACAACAUGGAUCCAGGUGAAGAAACCCCCAGCAAAACUGUCGACAUCUAUCGCGACACAUGGGUCCGCUUCCUCGGCUAUUCCAAUGAAGUCGGGGAGGCCUUUCGUGCUCUGGUGCCAGUGAGUUUUGUAUGGGGCAGCUAUGCUGUUGCCACUGCAUACGUUACUGCUGAUGCUGUGGACAAAGGGAAGAAAGCAGCUGCGGCCCACGGGGACAACCCAGGGAGGACGACACGUGUUGGCGUAGCAGUGGUGGACACGUUUGUGUGGCAGGCCCUCGCCUCAGUGAUCAUCCCAGGCUUCACCAUUAACCGCGUGUGCGCUGCGUCACUCUACCUGCUGGGCAGAACCACCAAGUGGCCUCUGUCUGUCCGCAAGUGGACAACGACGGCUAUCGGCCUCUCCACCAUCCCCUUCAUCAUCACCCCAAUAGACAGGUCGGUGGAUUACCUGCUGGACUCGAGUCUCCGGAAAGUCUACAAUGAGGACGAGAAGCACCAAUAAAGAGGAGCCGUGCUGGACACACGCCCCUUCCCGGUUGAGAGACCAGUCGAGUCUACGCAAACCUGUGCUGUUGAUCCACCACUGUGAAGCACUCAGGACUUGUAAAGAAGGGAUUCGUGGAGUAAGAUUUCACAGUUAGUCAUGCUAAAGUAUUUCAUGUCUCAAUUUAAAUUCUUCAUCGGUAGGUUUAGUUGUUAAGAGUGAAAUCCUGCUUUGUGAUGCUGUAUAUUAACCUUAACCCGUAACCUCUCAGGGCAAUCUGGGUAGUGUUUAAAUAGGAAUGUAACCCUAUGUGCAGGGAUACUGUAUACUGUUAUAUUCCUGUGAUCAUGAAUACAGACGAAGCCUCCAAGGUUGCCCUCAUGGGCUAGAGUUAUGAGCUGAUUCUCUGUCUGAUAGAGCCACAAAGUCAGAACAGACAGUCACAAAGUCAAGAAAUUAAUUACAAAUCCGCCAUAUUCAUUACUGUAAUGGCCAAUUAGCCACAAUGCUCCUCUUAUUCAUUUCGUACUGUCACAGUUUUUUGUCAUUGUUUCUUUCUGUUACUUAGAUGUUUUUAAAAGUGUCUUUCCAUUGUUUCACUCUACCUUAUUACUGUUGGUCAAGGGACUGUCAAGAUUUGCACUGGCGGCAUUUUACAGCAUGUUACAAUCCAUAUGAGUCUUUAUUUAAUGUGUAGUAUUGGUUCUAAUAAACUGUUACAAAUACAGAAUCAAAAGACAUUUGGUAUAAAGUACAGUAACGUCUUUUAUUGCAAUAAGAAACGCUGUCAGAGCCACUCGGCUACAGGUUAUCGUGAGAGAGUUCGGCUAAGUUACAACUGAAAAGUAGUCAACGCAAUUUCUAGAUAAUGUGUAAGCCAUAGUUGUAUAAAGUGAACGUGAACAGUUUUUCCUCCUUGACGCAGAAAGUUAAUAUCAAGUAUAAGUACAUUAAAUUCAGUGGUGCACUUCUCAAAUACUUGUGAAGGUCAGUGUAAUAUCUAUGCAGGGAUUGGUUUAAGGGACUCUUUUAGCAAUACACAGAUAGUAUCUUUAUGUUAUUGCCAAAAAAUAUAUAUAUACUGUAUUUAAUGCUGAACUAUGCAAGAAAAAAAAUACAAGUGUUUUGCAAAGGGAUUUUUGUUUAGUUUUUGUGUCUUUUAGCAUUUUCUUUUUCAUUUGUCACAUCAUGUAUCUGUGCUAUGUUAACUUUCUUGUGGAGAAAGACGCUGAAAAGAGAAUAUCUACAUGCUGGUGGUUAAUGCUUAUUCAGUAGCUCUUAAUCUGGUUAUAAGGCUACUUAAAUUGUCAUAUAUAUAUACAGUAUAUAUUUUUAUUGGCUCUUAAAAGGAAUGAAACAUGUGUCCUCAGGGUUGCAGUGAAUGUAGCUUUCGAUAUGAUCAUCCACAAAUGUAACGUUGUUUUUGACUUGUAUAAGGACAGUUGGACUUGUCGAGCAGGAAAAGCACAAUAACAUGUACUGAAGAUUACAGUAGCAAUACCUUAUUGGAUUAUUAAUGAAACAAUUGCUUUUUCAGCUAAGACAUGUCAACAUAUACAGUAUAUAUUUAAUCAUAUUUGAUGUUAACAUUUCAGAUUUCACAUACAAUUCUGCCGUCACUUUUAUUGCUGCAAAAGAUAAAGUAGUUGACUUUUUUUUUCGUCUUCACUCUCUUGAUGUUUUUUUGUGUGACAGUGUUUUUCGGAAGUGGGUUCAAAAUGAGUCACGUUUCAAACGUUUCAAAGUAUCAAACCUCAAGCUGAGUUUCAUGUGCUGAUCUUACAAAAAAGGAUGGAGAUUAUUUUUCAUAUGUGAAAGUUUCUGUUGAAAGCUGAAGCCUCGUGCUUUACGCCUAAUAUUCAGUAACACUCCCUAUCCUGCAACGUGUGAGACACUGGAGAACAACAACUUGUGAAUCUGUCGUGAAAUAAAUAAAUUAUAUGGUUGAAAGAAA
Messenger RNA from Solea solea (common sole), 2706 nucleotides. RefSeq names its product mitochondrial fission process 1 (gene mtfp1). Gene Ontology annotation, cellular component: mitochondrion. The transcript is spliced from 4 exons. The record is from RefSeq and is a predicted model, not a curated record. The coding region runs from base 273 to 770 and encodes 165 amino acids. Gene Ontology annotation, biological process: mitochondrial fission. Lineage: Eukaryota; Metazoa; Chordata; Actinopteri; Pleuronectiformes; Soleidae.